AUGGAUCAACUAGAUCAACUCAAUUCCAACGAGGACGAUUUUGCUUCCGAGGCUUUCUUCAACCAGGGUGCUUUGCAACAGAUUCAGCAGACGGAUGGAACUGCUGGCCUCGAAGCAGUCGGGAAUGUCACUCUCCCCACCAAUCCUGCCGUCAUUGAGCAGCUUGCCAAACAAUGGGAUUCGGGUUGUUCCGAUCGAGUCGCAUGGUCAAGACAUGGCCACAUCGCAAGCAUAUCGGACGACGGUACUGUUGUCUACCUGGAGUGCCUCAUCUUCAACCACUCCUCCGACUCCUGGGAAUUGAGCGGGAGACACACCCUUACCACCAUUUUUGAGGAUGCUGUCAGUCUGGCAUGGAGUUCCACUGGAGGAGAACUCAUCGUUGUGGAUGCCAAAGGAAGAACUUGGGUAUACCAUAGCUCUCCUGUCUCCAUAAACCGCCUUCUCCUGGUUAGACAAGGCAGCUUGGAUGCUGUGGACGAGUUUUCUCAAUUGAUUGGAAUGGCCUGGUUGAAUCAGGAUCGGCAGGACCGCCCUAGAAAUGUGGUCCUCAAUGCCGCUAAGAACGACAAUAGAUGGGUUCACAGCAACGCCAGGGCGAAACCACUUGGUCCGUACUGGCAUCGAGCCGUGGCGAUGGUCCACCGAAAUGGCAUACUGACCUUAUGCUACCAAAGAGGCGAUAUGCAAUAUGUCAAGGUGAAAAGGCAACUCGGUGAUUUAGAUGAUACCCUCUACACUCAUGCGGCCUUCGCACCUACUGUCGAAGGGAAAAUGCUGGUUGCCUUGCAUGCUUGCGACGGUGUCAUUUCAGUCUAUCUCGUCCAAAUCGACUGGUCCGAAGUCAAGAGCAAUGUUGAAGGCCAACCAAUUCUGACCAUCGAGACGGUCGCUACUUGUGUCUCGUCACUACCAACAACAUCUGCUGCCAUCGGCGGAGAUAGCUACGAACCCGAUUCGUGGCAACUUAGCCACUUAGCGGUGGUGCAGACCUCGGAUGUCGAGAAGACGGUCCAAUUAUCUCCAGUGAUUCUUGCGGUAUCCACGGGAGUCAACAAUUCAAUCGGCGUCGCGGAUGCUGGAUAUCUCGUAACCAGCAUCAUCAAGAAAUGGGCAGUGACACCGGUUGAACAGAAAAUGCAGACACGAUUCCAGGAUCUUCCUUCCAAAGGAUCAACUGUAUCUGAUCCUGCCUCUCUGGUGACACUAGAGCGUCAACCAGACAAAGAGGAACAAGUGAUCACGACACUACGCCACCUUGAUGGUCUACAUGCUGUCAUCGUCACAACCCAAGAGAAUCGCACCGAUUUUCUCAGCUCGGAUGAUCUGUCGUCCAUUUCCUACUCUGCGUCUGUCGAGGAAACAACUUCGAUGGCUCAAUCAGGGUUUGCAUAUCCAUUCACUUCAACCAUUCACUCGCCAGGAUUUUCACCCAAUGCUUGUGUCAGAGCAGAUAUUUCUCCCGAUGGCAAGACCCAAAUAGUCAGUAUGGAGUAUCAGUUCCAUCAAACACAACUGCAACAGCAACAGCAACAACAACACGAGUCAGACCCAGGCACCGAGGUCGCAUUGGCUUCUCUAAAUUUAUCCUUUGCUCGGGCAUGUUGGUCGAAUUCCACUAUUGACGAUAUCCUUUAUUGUGCAUUACGGACCGUCCCAUCAGGACUCAUCCCCACACUCGUCUGCGGAAUGUACCGAACGCUUUUCCGGGAUACAGAGUACAUUCAUGAGAAGACACAAGGCUCUGAACUCGAGCGAGUCUUCCACAAGCAAGUCAUGGGAAAGGUCAUGGCCUAUCAUGCGGGAUUAACAGCACCUUCACGUACUCUCCCCACGGCCUUGACUGAGGCUGGGCCCGGCCGAUGUUGGCCAUUAUCAGCACAAUGGGCAUGGCUCGCAAACAACAUUCGACAUACUGCCACCAUCCUAUAUAUGAGUCUGAGAGACUUCCAGAACCUCAACAUCGUCCUGACCCCCGAGUUCACGGACAUGCUAUGCUCGCAAAUUAAAUGGGGCCUGGGAGUGGUGCGCUUCAUCAUCAACACGAUCCUCGAAGUCGGCGAUCGCGAGUCCAACCCAGAAAUCUUCGUCGACGAGGUUCCUACCCCAGCAAAACCCAACGGCACCACCACCAGCGAAGCGUCGCACCCCGGCAUCGCCAGACUAGGCGACACCGCGGGGGACGGCAGCCAAGGCCUCAUCGCACUCCUCCUCAACUGCCACUGGUCGCGCAUCUUCCUAAUCGCAUUUGUGCGCGCCGUGCGGGCCUACGCCAAGAUCAACGAGCCCAAACUGCAGCACCAACUGCAACUCCUACAGUGCAUCCAAGCGCAGACAAACGGGAAGGGCAUCUCAUUCCAGGCGAUCGAAGCCGUGCUCGAGUACCGGUGGGCGGCGGCCGGGGACGUCGAGGGCAACACGCCCGCCACGGCCUCGAAGCAACUGCACAUGAUGGCCACGGGGACCGUGCCCGAGGGCUACACCGGCACGGUCAAGGCGCUGCUCACGAAACUCAUCAACAACAGCGCGGGCCUGCGCGCCAAAUCCCUGCUCGACAGGUACAGGCUGUUCACGGACCCCGUGGACCUCGACUACGUGUUCCUGAACAACGAAGUCAUCGGGCGCGGCGGCGACGGCGACGGCCAGGUCGUCCGAUACGACAUCCACAGGAAAAGGCCCAUUCUCAGGGGCAUCGAGGAGCUCGGCAGUCCCGGGACGUUGAUGGUGAGGAAGUGUGUCAGGUGCGGCACCUACAGCGAGGAUGUCAAUCCGCCGGGCAAGGAGUGGCCACGCCAGAUCGCUUCCAUGAUGGCCAGGUGUGUCUGUGAUGGCGCUUGGGUGCUGCAGCCUUGGGAUGUCAAGGGUUAG
Messenger RNA from Exophiala bonariae, 2868 nucleotides. RefSeq lists its product as uncharacterized. Gene Ontology annotation, biological process: positive regulation of DNA-templated transcription. The record is from RefSeq and is a predicted model, not a curated record. The transcript has a single exon. Gene Ontology annotation, cellular component: mediator complex. Lineage: Eukaryota; Fungi; Ascomycota; Eurotiomycetes; Chaetothyriales; Herpotrichiellaceae. Bases 1 to 2868 code for a protein of 955 amino acids.